AUGUUCCUCCCAGCCAUCCACGCCGAACACGACCUCCCCACCCUCCACGCCUUCAUCCGCGCCAACCCCCUCGGCCUCCUCACCACAGCCAUCCACUCGCCGACGCAAGCCUUCCCCGUCCUCCAGGCCAGCCACCUCCCGUUCGUCCUCGACGUUCCCGAUGACUCAUCGUCCUCCCCCUCCGACAAGCCCCUGGGCAUACUGCGCGCCCACAUGGCGCGAGCGAACCCACAAGUCAAAGCCAUGACAGAGACAAUGCAGCCUGCUGGCGGACAGCCGCAGGUGCUGGAGCAGGACGUGCUGAUCCUCUUCAACGGGCCAUCGCAGCACUACGUCACGCCGAAGUUCUACACGGCGACGAAGCCAACAACUGGCAAGGUGGUGCCGACGUGGAACUACAGCGCAGUGCAAGUCUACGGCAAGCUCAAGCUAUACCUCGACGCCAAGAGCGACGUGACGCAGGCGUUUCUGGACACGCAGAUGGCGGAUCUGUCGCGCAUGUGCGAGACGAGCAUCAUGGGGUUCGCGCGGCCUUGGGAGGUGGAUGAUGCGCCGGAGGCGUUUGUUAACAUGAAGAAAAAGGCCAUUGUGGGUAUUGAGGUGGAGAUUACGAGCGUGGCGGGGAAGUGGAAGAUGAGCCAGGAGAUGGGCGAAGGGGAUCGGAAGGGUGUUGCUGAGGGGUUUGAAGGGAUCGGAAAUGAGGGAAUGGCGGCCGUUGUGCGGGAGAGGGAGGAUUUGAUGCUUAGGAAGAAGAUGGCAGCUGCUUCGUAG
Lasiodiplodia theobromae is the source of this 771-nucleotide messenger RNA. RefSeq names its product Transcriptional regulator. NCBI's taxonomy places the organism in Eukaryota, Fungi, Ascomycota, Dothideomycetes, Botryosphaeriales, Botryosphaeriaceae. The record is from RefSeq and is a predicted model, not a curated record. The coding region runs from base 1 to 771 and encodes 256 amino acids. The transcript has a single exon.